This is a messenger RNA of Triticum aestivum (bread wheat), 1529 nucleotides long. RefSeq names its product protein SPT2 homolog. The transcript is spliced from 5 exons. NCBI's taxonomy places the organism in Eukaryota, Viridiplantae, Streptophyta, Magnoliopsida, Poales, Poaceae. Bases 138 to 1286 code for a protein of 382 amino acids. The record is from RefSeq and is a predicted model, not a curated record.
AAUACAUUAGGCCCAUUUUCAAGGCUCUUCCUAUCAUCAUCAUCUUCCCCCCAAAAUCAACCGACCUGAAUCUCUCUGCUUCUUGAAAUCGGUUGCAGCGGGAGACGCUCGCUCUAACCCUGUUCAACCGAGGCGAGAUGGCGGAAAAGCGGAAGGCCGACGACAACCUUAACGGGACAAGGCAUCCGGCUGCGCGGACGGAGCCUACAGCCGGAGACGAAGUAGCCGGUACAUCGGCGCAGGCAUCAGGGCCGACGGCGAAUCCAACCGGCGACGGCAUUGCCGGGACUUCGCAGGCGCUUGCGGGGCUGACGGCGGCGACUACAGGCUCAGCCGGCGGCUCUUCCCAGUCCGGUGGAGCUGCUCGCGGUCGCGGGGCCGGGGGCGGGGCGGGGUACAGGGGAUUCUCCCAGUCCCAGCCGCAUAGGAGGGCGCCGCAGAUGCCAUCUCAGGGGAUGCUCCGGCAGCCGCGGGGCAAUCCAGCCGUUGGGAGCGCGCCCUUCCCGUACCACGCGCCGACCGGCAAUGGUUCGCUCUCCGGCCAGUCCCAGAGCCAGAUCGGCGGCCCCAGGCAGACAGGAACAGGGCAGCCGCUCGGCCACUCCGGCUCCGGCGGGCCUUCUUCGGCGAUCUCUUCCGCAAGCGCGCCAGGUGCUCCAGUUUCAGUCAAUCCCCUCGUUCGAGCGUGCCCUCGUUGCAACAGGCCCACGAUCGUGUUUUUGGGCUUGUCGCCAUUGUGCGCGGAUUGCUUAAGCACUUUCGUCAUCAGCUACGUGCUUCCGCGGCACCCGGAGAUCCACUACGGCGGCGCGCGCGCGACGCAGGGUCAGGGCAUCUCCAAUAGUCACCAGCGCCAGCCUUCUUCCGCGGCGCUGCCACGGGCACGGGCUGCCGUCGGCCCACUCAGAAGGGCACCGACUGAUGGCUGGUGGAAUAAUUGCCUAGCGCUAACCAGGGAGGUUUUGGGCUCGACGCCCUUGUGCCAGGUUUGCUACAACCGCCUCUUCGUCGCCGGCGACGUGCCUCCGCAGCACGCGCAGACCGGCGGCCACGUGCUUCCGAAUCCGGUCCCCAGCUACGCGGGUGUGCCACUGGGGCCAGUCCCUGCCAGUGAGCAGCAGUACCGGGCUGAGGCCAUUAGGCCUUCUUCCAGCUCGAGCUCGGCCGUGGGUUCGGGCCCGAUCUGCCAGGCUUGUGGCCACCCCUUCGGCACCGGCAACAGGGCGUGCAGGUUUUGGCGCCUCCACGGUCCGCCACCGCCACCGCCACCGCCAGGGCUCGGCUAGCUCAUAUCAUAUCUCGUCGCUCCAAUCAGUACUGUGAGUGAGAAUGUCUUGUGAACUCUGGGAGCCUUCUCUGCUUUUGCUCUGCUUCGACAAAGAUGCUGCCUUGAGUAGUGAUGAUUCUUGUGAUGAUACUCUUAUCGAUGUGGCCAAAUGUGGCAAUACAUGUAGUACAUAGAGUAGAUCAUAUACUUGAUUGUUUCCUUUGUCAGUGCUCUGACAUUAUAAAAUGAUACUUGCUGUGGA